AUGGUGGUCACACCAACAACAGGAGGGAGUUUUGUUAGCGAAGCGAGCUUGAAUGGGCUAGCAAAUGGAACUGCCAUGGGACUGGCACCCAAAGCACGACUUGUUGCUUACAAGGUUUAUUGGUCAGAAGCUGCUAGCGACAUGGAUGUAUUAGCUGCUUUUAAAGCUGCCAUUGAUGAUAAUGUUGACAUUAUCAAUCUUUCUAUGGGUAGUGUAGAACCAGGGUUUCUGGAUUCAUUUGCUGUUGGUAGUUUUCAGGCUAUGGAAAAUGGUAUCCUUACAAUUGCAUCAGCUGGGAACACAAGACCUACUCUUAGGAUUGUUUCGAACGUCUACCCAUGGGUGUUAACAGUUGCUGCCAGCACAAUUGAUAGAGAAUUCUUUUCUAAUCUCUUACUUGGGAACAAUAUAAGCAUUAAGACAUCACAAUACUUUGAUUUACAAGUUCUUGAUUCAAAAACGUUUUAUCCAUUGAUAAUUGGUAUGGAAGCACGCGUUUCUGGAGCUAAUAUCAAUGACGUUAUUAGAAAAGCUGGAGGUAUUGGACUUAUCUUUGUUAAGGACGAGAAAGUAGGAUCUGAAAUUUUCCAAAAUGUACCCUCUGCCGUCUCUGCUGCUUUGAUUAGCUACAAUGAUGUUCAAACUCUUUUUUCUUAUAUCAACUCUACCACGACACCAAUUGUAUCCUUUGGUGAAGCAAUAACUUCAUUAGGUAUAAAGUCUGCUCCUAUUAUGGCUGAUUUCUCAUCAAGGGGUCCUCAUCCACUCUUCUUUAGUUCUGGUGUUUCAAAGCCUGAUGUAACAGCUCCGGGUGUAGAUAUCCUAGCAGCUACUUCUAAUUCCUUAGAAAAAAAAGAAAAUCCAUUUGUGCUUGUAGACAAAACCCCCUUAGAUAAGAAAGGAAUGCCGAUACGUGAUAAUAAUGGAGUGAGUGAAGCGACAACUUUGGCAUACGGGUCGGGUCACAUACGACCUAAUUUGGCAAUGGAUUCUGGUUUAGUCUAUAACAUGAAUGAAUAUGAUUAUCUUAAUCUCCUUUGUGCAAUAAUCAUAACAACACAAUAUUGGAAAAGUUGA
This is a messenger RNA of Amaranthus tricolor (Joseph's coat), 1077 nucleotides long. RefSeq names its product subtilisin-like protease SBT5.4. The transcript is spliced from 6 exons. Lineage: Eukaryota; Viridiplantae; Streptophyta; Magnoliopsida; Caryophyllales; Amaranthaceae. Gene Ontology annotation, molecular function: serine-type endopeptidase activity. The coding region runs from base 1 to 1077 and encodes 358 amino acids. Gene Ontology annotation, biological process: proteolysis. The record is from RefSeq and is a predicted model, not a curated record.